Antechinus flavipes (yellow-footed antechinus) is the source of this 2085-nucleotide messenger RNA. RefSeq names its product cilia and flagella associated protein 210 (gene CFAP210). NCBI's taxonomy places the organism in Eukaryota, Metazoa, Chordata, Mammalia, Dasyuromorphia, Dasyuridae. The transcript has 10 exons. The record is from RefSeq and is a predicted model, not a curated record. Bases 133 to 1947 code for a protein of 604 amino acids.
UUCCGGGAGUGUUGCUAAGGAACGCGAAGCGUUAGAGGGACACACUUGGAAGCGUAGGCCGAGAGUUGCAGGCGGGAAAGCUCACUGCUUAGGUUAUUCCCUGGCUGUGGUCCUUCUGAGCCGCGGGAUACCAUGGAGGCCAUGGACACCAUUACCGACCCUCAGGUGCGGUUCGGUCGGCGAGCCGGACAACCGCGAGAAGCCGUAGGGAAAACUGAUCCUUGGACUGACAGCCAGAUUCCAAGUGGCACUCUUUUACCAAGUGGAGUAGAUCUUCGUCAAGUUACUAUACUUCCAAACGAUGAGUGGAAGAGAAUUCAAAAUAGCCUUGACAAGUUGAGCAGAAAGGCAGCACAGCUUCGUGCUGAAAAGAAGGCAAAGAAAGAUAUGCAUUUAAAUUCACAAGAAAUAGUGAAACAUUGGGCCAAUACUUAUUCAGGGAUGAGAAAACAGAAACUCAGAGAUAAAGAAUUGCGUGAACAAGAGGAAGAAAAUGAAAAGCAACGAAUUGACAUGGAAGAAGAAUUACAUAAAGCAGAAGAAAGAAAAAAGGCUAUUGAACGUGCAAAAAUCCAAGAAUAUUACCAGACAGACAGAGUGAAGACUUUCCAUAGAGCACUUCUUCUUAGUAAAGUUCUAAAAGAGCGAGACGCACAGAUUCAGUUCCAGAAGAAAAAGCUAAAUACAGAUGCAAAGUGGGAGGAAGAGUUGAAACAAAAUAUUGAAAAAGCUUUAAAAAAGGAACAAGAAAAAACAGACAAACGUCAAAAUGACAGAAUGGCCUUUGCAAAUGAUCUUCUUAAGCAAAUAAAGGAGCGAGAAGAAGCAGAGGAACAAAGGAAAAAAGAAGAAGAAAAAGAUGCCCAAGAAAUAGAAAAACAGGCUAAACUGCAUGAAUUGGAACUGAUAAAGAGACAGGAAAAGAAGGAAGAAAAGAUGCUUGAAUGCAAGAGAAUGCAUCUUGAAACCAUGGAAAAUAGAAGUAUAAUCAGAGCAAUAGAGGAACAAGAAGAAGAAGAGGAGGAUGAAAAAAUUAGAAAAUUUAUUAAAGCAAAGAAGGCUCUGGCAAAUAUCAGAAGAGAAAAAGAUGCUGAAACACACAACCCGGUUAGCUUAGAGGCCUAUCUCUCUGCUUGGUUCCAAGAGCUCUCUCCGAAUGUCGCCAAAUCCAAAGGUCUGGUUCUUCAGCCUCUGCCUCUGCUUUUCUUCAGCCUCCAGCCAGCUCCACUCUUCAUAUCAUUCCGGCUGAUGGAAGAACGGAAAGAAAGGAUUUUUAACUACCUGAGUGAACUUAUUAGAAAGAAACUUGGCAAUGAAGAUGAUAUUCUUGCUAGAGAUAUUGCAGAAGCUGAGGCUGAAAGGGAACAGGAAGAAAAAGAAAAAGAAGAAAAAAGGAAAGCAAAUUUGAGAGAGAUUGAAGAAUAUAGAAUUGCAGUGGAAAAAAGUAAAAUGGAACAAAAAGAACAAGAAAAAAAAGAAUCUGAAGAAACCCUGAAAGCUUUCAAAGAAGCAGAUAAAUUGUUUUGGGAGCAACGGGGAGAAACCCAGCGAAAAAAGGAGGAUGAAAAGAAAACUACACAAUCAUUCCUUAUUCAGCAAAUUGCUGAAAAGAAGGUUAAUAUGAAGCAACAGUUGGAAAAUGAUUUGGAUUAUCAGAAAGAGACUGAAGCUCUUGUGUUUGAAAAGGAAAAAGAAUUUAAGCAGUAUGCAAGAGAAGUAAUUGAAUCAGAAUCAAAAUCAACAAAAAAUAUUUACCCUCUUUUAAAUGCUGUUAAAUAUGGUCCUGGAAGUGGCCGGGGACCACCUUUUACAGAGAGAGGUGGCAUCCGACCCAGCUAUCAGGCAAAGGAUUUUCUUGGAAACCAGCUCCCUGAUUAUACCUCUAGAAGAUCAGUGGAACAUGAUAGUAUUGGAAAGACUAAAAGACGACUAGGUUUUACAUGGUAGAACACAAUUUUUUUUUUUCAUUUUAAGGACUGUAUCAAAAUUUUAAUGCAGUUUGCCAAAAGAAGUAUUUUUACUGCCUAUGUCAUUGAAUUACAAUCCUUUUAAGUACUACUAAAAAUAAAAUGACUAUUCAUUGAA